CUUGAUUCCGCUCCACUACCACCACCUUUACUAAACUGCUGCCUCCGAGGGGGCAUUCCAUUCAUUCUAAGACGUAUUAUUUGCAUUGUUAUGAGCCUUUCUACCUGCCUGCCUGUCUUUUCUCCUACUUUCUCUCCCCUCCAUUCUUGCUAUCUUCCCCCUCUUCCUCCGUGUCUCACCUAGUUCAAUCAUGACGGGUCGAGAAUCCGAUAAGGGGCAUCGCUACAUCUCUGCCCUGGAAAAUGCGCGCUGCCAGGACAAAUGGGAUGAGGUUCCUGAAUUGAUCCGAAAGGUGACCAAGCAUGCUCCGCAUAAGACAUGUCUCCUAGAGGUUGCCAGCGCAGAAUACCAGAUCGCAUCGCAUAUUCGGAAAGAAGCAUCAACCCCCCAAUCGACCUCCCCCUCUUCCAGCCUCCAUGAAUUGGUCCCGUCCCUCCUAUCUACCGUCAAUCGAGCCGAAGGGCCUAAACAGGAGGUGUUUCAAGCACAAGUUUGCCUGGGUUGGGCACACUGGACACUGAAUGAACCAAGCUUAGCAACAUCUCGGUUUCCGGACAAUUUUACUGAAACAAUCCAUGACCUCGAAAGUGCGGGGGAGGAGCUCUCCCCGUGGACGCAGGCCUGCCUUGUUAAAGCAUGCUAUUUGAAAGCUGCCUCGCAACGCAUGGUGUCCGACGCCGGUGAUGCCCUGGAAACUCUCGAAUCGGUCACACCAUGGCUGAGUAACCACCUGCAGGGUUCCACAUUGAGCAAUCCUCAAUUUCUCUACUGGUCUGAGAAGCUAUUGGCUGAAGGCGCCUCCAUCACCGUGGACGAUGCUCUCCGCGACAUUGCCGCUACCGAUGCACAAACCGUGACGACCGCGCUGGGAUUUCUCCGACUAUGGGCUUCCCACCCUAACAACAAGCAAGCGACUGCUUCUCAGACUGUGCAUGCGAACAGUUCUACUGAGGCAGUACUCCGGUCGUCACUUUGGAAGUCAUAUUACCAACUCCUGACGGCGAUUCUGCGACAUGGAGUGCCAUAUAGCCCUUCCACCAACGGACCUGAGCGCCCACAACUGGCUAGCGAGAUCCGACGCGUAGAAACUCUCUACGAGGCGACCCUUCUUCGUGAGACAAAAUUCCCUUCCGCCAAUUCGAGCAACCCGCAGGUCGAAGAAUGGGUUGAAGAAGUGAUCUCCAAUUGGCAGGUGCUUGGUGGGCCCGACUGGACGGAUGACGAGCUCGGGGAAGGAGGCCAGAAUGCGGUUGGCAGAAACGUCCUCGAUAUCCUUUAUCGUGCUGCUACCAAAACGUAUCAUUCGCACUUAAUUCUUCGACGUCUAUUUCAUGUUCAUUGUGCCUUGGGUGACUCUGUUCUCGCUAUCAAAGCACUUGACUCCUAUAUAGAAAUUGUGACCAGUGCUAAAGAAAGGGCCGAAAAAGGGGCGGAGUCCGGGGAACUAGAGAAUGAUGGUAACUUGCUUCGCACCAUCGCGGAGGGUGUGACCAUGCUGUGCUGCUUCGGUUCCGACAAAGAGGCUGAAAAGGCAAGACACCUGACGAAUUUACUGAAGAAGUUUGCCGCAAAGCAUGUCCAAGAAAACAAAGACCAGGAGAACGGGGCCAUUGUUAUCAUGCAGCAAACGAACUCAGCUAGCUCCGAGGUGGUUUCUCCGUUGGAUCUUGCCGCAGCUUAUAGAGGUAUUGGCAUAGGACUAGCCAACUGGGCUUACUGGACGCCCUUUACUGAGGACCGCGACGAUAUUCGCGCGGAGGCAAUUGAUUACCUUGACAAAAGUUUGGCACCGGAGCUCGAAGACGAACUCAAUCGUUCCUCGCUCUACACUCUGGCUCUGUUGUUGGCCGAAGACAGGGACAUCGAUGGUGCUAUUGAGUAUGUCCGGUCGGCGUUGACAUCAGAUCCACAACCACGAGCCGGCCAGGCCGACUUUACUCGCGAACGGGAACUUGUUCCCCUUUGGCAUUUACUCGCUCUGCUUCUUAGUGCGAAGGAAGAUUUCGACAUUGCCGAGCGCUCUUGUGAAGCUGCUUUUGAGCAGUUCCCUGCUACAAUUACCUCUUUGGCCCACAACGACAGACGGCCACAGAAGCAUAAUCAUAACUUCGAAGAGCAGGCCGUCACUGGUUUGACACACGCUCUAAUAGAUCAACUGCGCGACAGGGAGAAGGAACGCAUCAUUGAGACUCGCAUGACACAGCUCGCGUUCGUUGAGCUCCUCGAGGGGCCAGAGAACGCUCUGAACCACAGUGAACAGCUACUCAGCCUUUUUGCCACUUUAUUCCGAUCGUUGAGUCUUGAAACGGAGACAAAACCCAGUAAUGCUCCGGCUGACCAUCUUGCACCACCUAAGAGCUCUGCUGGGACAGUGAAGAGUCUCCGGGGAAGUAUCUUUGGACGGCACCGUGGGCAUCGUGCGAGAGGAGACACCGCUCCUGAAUCAAAGGCUGACGGCCAUGCGCCCCCUCGCCCCGAUCAAGGUGAUACGGCACCUGCCAUACAAGUCACCAACGAUGCUUCCGCCGAAAAGCAAACCGUAGCAGGAUCUGGAUCUCGGAAACUGCGAUCUAGGAGCAAUACCCUCCAGAAACCGGAUGGCGUGCAAGACCAGGAUCGCAAUCAAGUGAUCGGCAAGAACGCAGCUCAGGCUGGUCCUGAUGAUGCGCCCCAGCCGCCCUCUCCAGAUAUGGUUCGAAAGGCAGUCACUGAUGCAGCUACACAACCGCCAACAGCCCGACAGCCGCUGGGGCCCAUACCUCAUAACAUUAAGCACAAUCAACAACCCCCUCCAAUUGGACACCCUAAUCAGCCGCCUGUACAAGACACUCGACUACCUCUAUCCUACGCAUUCGACUCGCCCACCAGAGCUGUGACCAAGGUCCCACCGGUUCAAUCCCAAAAGCACGCUCUCUCUAUCCUUGUUAACAUCUGGCUACUUAUUGCCGGACUCUAUCGUCGCGCGUCAUCGUUUGACGACGCACACGAAGCAUGCGAAGAAGCAUCUAAACACAUCACGCACUUCGAGAGCCUUGUGGCAUCGCAAGAAUCAUCCGCACGGGCGUUCCGCGAACGGGCAUGGGGCUGCCCCAAGAGUUGCCAGGACCUCUGGGCCGAUCUUUACGCGGAGCGAGGCUUUCUGUCAAAAGCACAGGAACGUCCGCAUGAAGCCAUGGAACACUUUGAGAAGGCUCUCAGACAUGAAUUGAAUCAUCCGAAAGCCACGAUUGGACUAUCCAAUCUACUCCUCGACGUCUGGGAUCGAACAAUCCCUCUGGAGCCUCCAAGACCAGGCAUUGAACUCGACCCUUCCAUGUUUCCUCUGUCCUCCCCUCUCAGCGAGCCCAAAAAGAAGACAGGUCAUGCUGAGGUAACUCUUCCCACGGACGCAAAGGCAGGGUCUGCCGACGUUGAAAAAGAGGAGGAGCCUCAACUUCUCAACCGCAUUGCCGCGCGGGAGCGAGCUUUUGGCCUGCUAUCCGGGUUGACAAAAUUAGGCAGCUCUUGGGACAACAGCGAAGCUUGGUAUGCACUCUCCCGAGCAUAUGAAGCAGGGGGGCAGGUUGAAAAGCUGAAAGAGGUGCUCUGGUGGUGCAUCGAAUUAGAAGAUCGCCGUCCCCUUCGACACUGGUCCAGCAUCGGCUCUGGUAUAUAUGUACUUUGAAUAUGUGUAUCUAGGUCUACGGCAAGCGCUAAUCUUUCCCUUUUCUUUGCUCUCGCUUAAUAUGAUACCUCGGUGAUCUUGGUGUGUAUAGACGAGAAUCACUAUAUAUAGAACUGGCAGGUGGAG
Aspergillus japonicus CBS 114.51 is the source of this 3790-nucleotide messenger RNA. RefSeq names its product putative filamentation protein (Rhf1). The transcript has 5 exons. Gene Ontology annotation, molecular function: protein binding. NCBI's taxonomy places the organism in Eukaryota, Fungi, Ascomycota, Eurotiomycetes, Eurotiales, Aspergillaceae. The record is from RefSeq and is a predicted model, not a curated record. The coding region runs from base 191 to 3664 and encodes 1157 amino acids.